Molecule: messenger RNA, 882 nt
Organism: Protopolystoma xenopodis
Lineage: Eukaryota; Metazoa; Platyhelminthes; Monogenea; Polystomatidea; Polystomatidae
Source: the annotation of a GenBank genome assembly
AUGAGACAAUCAGAGGAGACAUCAAAACCUUCCGCCAAGAAACCAUCAGCAGGCCCACUUGUAUGUGGUUCGAAGAGCAUCGCGGGCCCCAAACAACAAAUACCUCAUAGUGAAAGUUCUUCCGAGAGCGAUUCAGAUUCAGAUUCAGAUUCCAAAGAUGCUAUGCCUGUUAAAAGAAUACAAGCAGCACUGAAGUCGUUGAUUGAGCCCUAUCCUCAUGCAAACGGGACAAAGCUAAUUCAUGCGAAGUCAUUGGCUCCUGUACCGAGUUUGGAUUCUUCUGAUUCAGACUCGGAUUUGCAGGAAGCAUCGAGACCUGACACAAAACGUUCUCUAUCUACAGGUUCUGCAGUAUGUUCUAAAGACGGCGUAUUUUCUUCUAAGUCUGAUUCAAGAGUUGCGUUACCGGUUGAAAAACUCAAGGCUGCAUCUGCUUUGGUGACUCAUUCCUCUUCUCAUGCCAGUACGAUGGAGUCAAUGGAUUCGAAAAAGCUAGACACUGUUACGAGGCCAUUAUCUUCUCAUGCAGAUUCCGUUUCAAUAGCGACAAGCAGACUUUCAGGCAAGCAACUAACAAAAUCAUCUGAUAAAGUUGUUUGUAGUUCGAGAAAUGACGUGUUCUCUAAACUGCGUGAUACUUUGGAGACUGAUUCCGAUUCUGAUUCAAGCGCAACCAAGCCGGUUGAAAAGGUGAAAGCAACUUCAAAGCAGCUACGGAUUAACUCCCAUGCGAACAGGAUGAUAAUUAGGCAUCAAGAUCUUCAGAGAAGAUGCGAACCAUUUCUUCCCGUUACUGGCGAUGUUGGCCCCAAGCAGGCUAUACUUCAACGUGAAAAUUCUCCCGACGUCGAUUCCAAUUUCCAAAAGGCUGUACUUGUUUAG